AUGGACCAGGAGCGCCCCCGCUGUGAGCUCAGCAUCAACAGCAGAAACGAUCUCCGCAAAGUUCUCCAUCUGGAGUUUCUCUACAAGGAAAACAAGGACUCUUUCCGCAAACGCUCUCUGAGACGGUCCUCAACUUUGAGCAGGAAGCUCCAAGCCCCAGAGGAGAGCCAGCAGCAGUCUGAGCCUUUUGUCCACACCCCAGCCUGUCGGGGUCCACAGGAGGUCCCUACUUCCAGCAGUGACUCCAUCUCCAGGAGCCCUCUGGGUCAGCUGAAUGAACUGUCUAUAGAGAAGCCAAAUGCCACUUCUAGCAGCCAAGGGUUGUCCCAGAGGGACAGACUCAGGCUAAGAAGUGUUUCAGAGGACAGCCCACUGUGGUACAGCCACACAGAAAUCAACACACCUUUGAAGCUGUACUUGCCUGAUGGGAAUUCCAGGAUGCCGCAGGAACGGCUGGAAAGAGCAUUCAAGUGGCAGGGCAGCCAGCCCCCAUCUCUCAGAAAGAAUCAGUUGGCGCCUGACAGGACGGGUGAUAAGCCAGAUGCCCUGCAGCUAGAGGAUGUUGAGGAUGAACUGAUCAAGGAAGACAUCAUCUUGUGCCCACCUCCAUCAAUGCUCAAGCUUCACACUGUGUCAAAACCAAUUGACCUCUCACUGGCUAAGGAGAUAAAGAUCCUUCUGUUCGGCUCUACCUUUUGCUGCUUCAGUGAAGAAUGGAAACUUCAGAACUUUUCCUUCAAUGACAUCGCCUCGUUAAAAUACGGCAUUGUGCAGAACAAGGGGGGUCCCUGUGGAGUUCUGGCAGCUGUUCAAGGCUGUGUGCUUCAGAAACUCCUGUUUGAAGGAGAUAACAAAACCGAUAACAAAGCCAACUCGAGUCUCCGGCUGCAGCCCUCAGACGCCCAGAGGACUCGCUGCCUUGCUCUGGCCAUUGCCGACAUCCUGUGGCGAGCUGGAGGCAAAGAGCAAGCUGUGGUUGCACUGGCUUCAGGAACACCGCACUUCAGUCCAACAGGGAAAUACAAAGCAGACGGAGUCUUAGAAACACUCACAUUGUAUAGUUUGACCAGCUCUGAGGACCUGGUGACUUUUCUCCAGCAGAGUGUCCAUCAGUUCGAGGCGGGACCCUACGGUUGUAUUCUGCUCACCCUGUCUGCCAUCCUCUCCAGGUCCCUGGAACUUGUCCGCCAGGACUUCGAUGUCCCCACCAGCCAUCUCAUCGGAGCUCACGGAUACUGCACGCAGGAACUUGUCAAUCUUCUCCUGACCGGGAGAGCUGUGUCCAAUGUUUUCAAUGAUGUGGUGGAGCUGGACUCAGGCGACGGGAACAUCACGCUCCUCCGAGGCAUCGGGGCACGCAGUGACAUCGGUUUCUUAUCUCUCUUUGAACACUACAAUGUGUGCCAGGUUGGCUGCUUCCUGAAGACACCAAGGUUCCCCAUCUGGGUGGUCUGCAGUGAGAGUCACUUCAGCAUCCUCUUCAGCCUACGGCCAGAGCUCUUGUGUGACUGGAGGUCUGAGCGGCUCUUUGACCUAUAUUACUAUGACGGCUUGGCCAACCAGCAGGAGGAGAUACGGCUGACUGUUGAUACCACCCAGACUGCCUCAGAGGAUAGCUGCCGUGACCUUGUCCCUCCUCUCGAGCUCUGUAUCAGAACCAAGUGGAAGGGGGCAUCCGUGAACUGGAAUGGCUCAGACCCCAUCUUGUGACCCUUGGAUACGUGGAGUUCUAUGGCUUCAACAUUCAUCACUGGGAUGACCCCUGGACCCCUGGUCUUAGGGUCAAGUCUCUUAGAGGUGUCACCCUGCCUGAGUUUGCAUGGCCACAGAGGCAUGCCAGGUCUUCCAGUUCCUUCCAUGAAGGGCUGUGGUAGGGUUCUGGGCACUGCUGAGGUUCCCUCCUGGCCCAGCUGUGACUGCCAAAGGACAGGAAGGAGGCCACCAGAGACUCCGCUGCCUUUCGUUUGGAUCCUUCCUGGAUAGCCCUCUCUCCAAGGGUUAUCACUGGUGUCACUGGCCUUGGGGACUCUGGAGUCUUGUUACUGCAGCUUCCAUAAAGCAAAAGUCAAGCCUA
Molecule: messenger RNA, 2074 nt
Organism: Grammomys surdaster
Lineage: Eukaryota; Metazoa; Chordata; Mammalia; Rodentia; Muridae
Gene: Mindy4
Product: MINDY lysine 48 deubiquitinase 4
Exons: 15
Coding region: 1-1710 (569 amino acids)
Biological process (GO): protein K48-linked deubiquitination
Molecular function (GO): cysteine-type deubiquitinase activity; K48-linked deubiquitinase activity
Source: RefSeq, a predicted model, not a curated record